UAAGACUAAACAAGGUCAGGGUUGACUUCAGUUUUGUUCUAGACCAACCAGGGCUGAAUCAGAACUACAAACCCUUAAAAUGGUCUUACCCAGAUCUUGGUAGGUGAUCUGUAUUGUUUUUUUAAUUUGUGGUUAGAACAGGAUUUCCUCAGUCGGACUUGCUGCUGCACAAUGAAGCGCAUUCUGCUGAUUCUCUUGGUGGUGACUGUGAACUGGGAAGUUGUCCAUGGUCGAGCCUCAGUAAAGGUGACACCGAACGUAGCCCAGUUCUGGGAGUACCACAAUGUGUCUGUGAGCUGCGAGGACUUCGGACCUGACUGGACUGUGUGGAGGUUCACCAAAAGUGGGGACUUAUCAGGAUGUGGAUCCGGAUGGGGCAAGAUCAGGAUUUCGGGCUGUCAUAUGAAUGUAAAACAUUAUGACUCUGGAAUUUACUGGUGCGAAUCCAAGUAUCGAGAGAGCAGUGACACCAUCAACAUCACUGUAACCGGAGGUCCUGUGAUCCUGGAGACUCCAGUUCAGUUAGAGGAGGGGCUGGAGGUGGUUCUGAGGUGCAGAUUCAAAUCUGGAGCCCAGAACCUAAAAGUGGACUUCUACAGAGAUGAGGUCCUCAUAAAGUCCAGCCCUGAACCUCAGACCACCAUCAGGUUCAGGAGAGACCAGCAGGGAGCGUACACCUGCAAGGACCACGACAACAAUCAUCACUCUCUACCAGUACACAUGUAUCUGCAAGAUAACUCUCCAGCUCCAGUGCUGGUUCUGAGUCCAAACUCAGAUCAGUUCUUUGAGUACAGCCCUGUGAACUUCUCCUGUGAGCCGCACACUGAGGGCUGGACUGUGCAACGCCAUAAGCCCAAAACUGGGUCCAAACCUGGACCCAAAACUGGGUCUCAGUGCGGGUCUGACUGGGGUUCCAGCGUACAUGGGUUUGUCUGUGUACUUAGUUUUGCCAAGAGACUAGACAGCACCAUCUACUGGUGCGGCAAGAACACGCGACGCAGCAACUCUGUCCAGCUCCAGGUUAAAGACAGCGGCGUGAUUCUGCAGGUGCCUCUGCUCCCCGUCUUUCUGGGACAAACUGUCAAUCUGACCUGUCAACAUCACCCUCCCACCACCCUCCCAGCAUAUUUCUAUAAAGACGAACACUUUCUGUCAGAGUGGCCUGCAGGGAAGAUGGUCCUCCAGUCGGUAGCACAAUCUGAUGAAGGCCUGUACCAGUGUGAGAUGGGAGGACAGAAGUCGCAACUCAGUCCACUCAGGGUCAGAGCAGCUGAACUCCCUCCUGACUCGCUCCGGUCUGCUCGCUCUCUGUUACUCCUCAGGUACAUAAUCGUGUUCUUGCCGUAUGUCGCCUCCACUGUGCUCUUCAUCAUCAUCUACAGGGAGGCAGGGGGAUCAGUCGUUCAGAGGAGGCAGAGGAGGAGAGUGUUCAACCUUCAGGACCCUCAGGAUGAAGACGUGAUACCAAACGUUACCACUGAGUACCAGUUCUGACCAGGGUUGCCAGAUUUUCAGAGAGAAACAAGCGACCAAGUCUUUGAAACAAGAGCCCAAAACGUUGCUAGAAACAGAUCAGUCCUGAGUCUACUAACAUGAAAAAGAACUAAAAGAGGAUAAAAAUCAUCUCUUUUAUGAGGUGAAAGCAAGCCGUAAAAAACACAACCCAUGAUUCUCAAAAUCGGCAAGCAACUUUCCAUAAAAAGAAGGCCAGUCGCUACUGAAGCAAGAACUUGGGAACCAUGGUCCUGAUCUGCAUCUGAACAGAGACCAUAGCAUUUAUUUUAUGGUCCAUUCACGUUUUGUGCUUGAAAAAAAAAGAUAUUUACAAGCAUAUUUUAGCACAUUUCUGAUGCCUGUUCCAAAUAUCUGUUAUAUCCUAUCAAUAAAUGCCAAAAAAAAAAAAAUCACCUAUUCAUUUUUCUCAUUAUCAUCCACCCCCAGCUCCACCUAUUCAUAAAGGCACUUCACCAACAAGAUGCGGAUU
Messenger RNA from Boleophthalmus pectinirostris (great blue-spotted mudskipper), 1984 nucleotides. RefSeq names its product Fc receptor-like protein 5. NCBI's taxonomy places the organism in Eukaryota, Metazoa, Chordata, Actinopteri, Gobiiformes, Gobiidae. Bases 172 to 1494 code for a protein of 440 amino acids. Gene Ontology annotation, molecular function: transmembrane signaling receptor activity. Gene Ontology annotation, biological process: cell surface receptor signaling pathway. The record is from RefSeq and is a predicted model, not a curated record. The transcript has 9 exons.